Homalodisca vitripennis (glassy-winged sharpshooter) is the source of this 3178-nucleotide messenger RNA. Its product is annotated as ionotropic receptor 25a-like. NCBI's taxonomy places the organism in Eukaryota, Metazoa, Arthropoda, Insecta, Hemiptera, Cicadellidae. Gene Ontology annotation, cellular component: postsynaptic membrane; plasma membrane. The transcript has 19 exons. Gene Ontology annotation, biological process: monoatomic ion transport; synaptic transmission, glutamatergic; modulation of chemical synaptic transmission. The coding region runs from base 274 to 3042 and encodes 922 amino acids. The record is from RefSeq and is a predicted model, not a curated record. Gene Ontology annotation, molecular function: glutamate-gated receptor activity; transmitter-gated monoatomic ion channel activity involved in regulation of postsynaptic membrane potential.
UGGUGAGAUAUGAGAAUGAAAUCAUAAUGCACUGAUAAUCCAUGUAAAACAAAUCAAUUGUGAGGGAAUCACCCACUGCAAUGAUAUACUUGAUCAGUACAUUCAAUAAUGCAAGAGAACUCAACAUCAUAAAACAUUGGAGAAAUGUUGACAGGCUACAGUACACCAAUUGUCAGCUCAUCAAUGAUUCAGCUGCCAAUGUUGUGGCAACGUCACUCAUACAAACUCUCUUCAUUACAUGGUUACACUUCUGGAACAAAGUGAAGUUUGGACAUGGGCUCAGCAUUAAUUUUUAUUCUACUUUACCUCACCAUAAAGUCUUGUUGGUGUGAAAAGUUUAACAUUUUGGUAAUAAAUGACAAAAACAAUAAGAUUGCUGAGAAGGCCUUGACUGCAGCCCUAGCAUAUCUUGAACGCAAUCCACGCCAUGGGGUUGAAAUGGAGGAACCAGUCACGGUUCUAAAUGAUGGGGAAGACGGACAGGAGUUUUUAGAUUCCAUAUGUGCGGUUUACCAGAAAUCCCUGGAACAGAACAAACCACCAGAUUUGGUGGUGGAUUUGACGCUUGCAGGAACUGUCUCAGAAGCUGCCAAGACUUUUAGUUCAGCUCUUGCCCUGCCUACAGUCGCCACAGCAUAUGGACAAGAACAUGAUAUACGGACUUGGAGAUACUUGGACAAUGAACAACAGAAGUACCUGGUGCAGGUGUCACCUCCAGGUGAUAUUGUUCCUGAAGUUGUUCGCAGUUUUGCCAUAUAUCAGAACUUGACCAAUGCUGGAGUUCUCUUUGAUAGCUCAUUUGAGAUGGACCACAAGUACAAAGCUCUGCUGAGGAACCUACCAACUCGUCACAUUCUGGUCAGAGUAGAGGAACCAAAAGCCAUAAAAGAGCAACUGAUACGGCUCCGUAACUUGGAUAUUGUCAACUUUUUUAUCCUCGGAAAUCUAACUACAAUAAAAUCUGUGUUGGAUAUGGCCAAUGUCAAUAGAUAUUUCAACAAAAAAUUCGCCUGGCAUGCAAUUACUCAAGAGAAAGGGCAACUCAAGUGUAGUUGUUCAAACGCAACAAUAUUGUUUGUGAAACCAGAGCUUGACCAGAGUGGCUUUGAGCAGAUCAAUACGUUGCGUACCGCAUAUUCCCUGACUGCACAACCGGAGAUAGUAGCUGCAUUUUAUUUUGAUGUAAUUGUUCGUUCAAUUCUUGCCAUCAAAUCAAUGACUGCUAGUAAUGAAGACUUCAAAAACAUGAGCUACAUUUCUUGUGAAGAGUAUAACGAAGAAUUUCCUCCCAGAAGAAUAAACUUUGACUUUAGAAAACAUUUUAUGGAGAUCCAAGAGCCCACAUCAGUUGGUCCAUUGAAUUUGGAAAGCAAUGGCAAUAGCUUCAUGGAGUUUACUAUGAAACUGGAGAAAGUCCUGAUUCUGAACAGUCAAGUCACCUCAUCCAGAUCUGUCGGAGUAUGGAAGGCUGGCUUGAAUCGACCACUCACAGUGGAUGAUUCCUUAGCUCUUACAAACUUCUCAGCUGUCCAAGUUUUCAGAGUAGUCACGGUUUUGCAAAAGCCAUUUGUGAUACGAGAAGUGGACUCUGCUGGUAAUGAGAAGUUCUCAGGCUACUGUGUGGACUUGCUGGAGGAGAUCAGGAAACUGAUUGGAUUCGAGUAUGAAAUCUACAUAGCUCCUGACAACGAGUUCGGUACUAUGGACGAGCAGGGCCAGUGGAAUGGCAUCAUACGAGAGCUUAUAGAAAAGAGAGCCGAGAUUGGACUGACAUCUCUUUUUGUCACGGCAGAGAGAGAAAAUGUGAUUGACUACACAGUGCCUUACUACGACCUCGUUGGUAUUACCAUCCUUAUGAAGAAACCUAAAUCUCCUACUUCCCUCUUCAAGUUCCUCACAGUCUUGGAGAGUGAUGUUUGGUUGUGCAUCUUGGGAGCUUAUUUCUUCACCAGUUUUCUGAUGUGGGCGUUUGACCGCUACAGUCCUUACAGUUACCAGAACAACAGAGACAAAUACAAAUAUGAUGAUGAACAAAGGGAGUUCAACCUGAGAGAAUGUCUUUGGUUCUGUAUGACAUCUCUGACACCACAGGGAGGAGGAGAAGCACCCAAAAACUUUUCUGGACGUUUGGUGGCUGCAACUUGGUGGCUAUUUGGGUUUAUCAUCAUUGCCUCAUACACUGCGAACCUUGCUGCAUUUCUGACAGUGUCACGGCUGGACACUCCCAUAGAGUCAUUGGACGACCUGGCCAAACAGUACAAGAUACAAUAUGCUCCCCUGCAGGGCUCCUGGGUCCAAACUUAUUUCAGGAGAAUGGCUGACAUAGAAGACAGGUUUUACAACAUAUGGAAGAAAAUGAGCUUGAAUAGCAGCAUGAGUGAUGUGGAACGAGCCAAAUUGGCUGUCUGGGACUACCCAAUCAGUGACAAGUACACCAAGAUGUGGCGAUCCAUGACAGAAGCUGCUUUUCCUCUCACACUAGAAGAUGCUGUAAAACGUGUCCUUGAUUCCAAAUCAUCAAGUGAAGGAUUUGCUUUUCUUGGUGAUGCAACAGAUGUAAGAUACCAAGCUAUGAUAAACUGUGAACUCCAAAUGGUUGGUGAUGAGUUCUCUAGGAAGCCAUUUGCAGUUGCAGUUCAACAGGGAUCUCCAUUGAAGGAUUCAUUUAAUAAUGCGAUCCUCCAGUUGUUAAACAAACGGAAGUUGGAGAAACUGAAAGAGAUUUGGUGGAACCAGAAUCCGGAGAAAAAAAUAUGUGAAAAACCAGAUGACCAAGCAGAUGGAAUCAGUAUUCAUAAUAUAGGAGGGGUAUUUAUUGUGAUUUUUGUUGGUAUCGCUCUUGCCUGCAUCACACUGGCAUUCGAGUACUGGUGGAUGAGGUAUAAAAAGCCCAAGGAUGACAGUGAUUCUGUCAAUAGUAAAAUCUUCGAACACAGAAGAAAAUGGUCUCAUCAAUCAAACACCAAACGUGUGUCUUCUAUCACUGACGUUGCCUCAAGUACCAACUUUCCCUACAGAAGACGAGAACACAACCGUUGGUGAAAUAAAUAUUCACUUGCCAACAACAACAAACACGAUUUAAGCACUUUGAUGAAUGUAAUGAACAUAGCUUAAUGAAUGUAAUGUUAAUGUUAAUGAAUGUAACUUUUAAUAAAUAUAGAUAUUUCAACAGCUGCAC